Acanthosepion pharaonis is the source of this 477-nucleotide messenger RNA. NCBI's taxonomy places the organism in Eukaryota, Metazoa, Mollusca, Cephalopoda, Sepiida, Sepiidae. The record is from the annotation of a GenBank genome assembly.
AUGGUUUAUUUUCAAAAUUUUUUUUUUUUUUCUUUUUUUUUUUUUUUCUUAUUUUUGUCCUUUCCAAAAAGAUUUGUCCUUUCAACAUUGGUUCUUUCUUUUUCUUUCUUUCUAUUCUUUUUUUUUCAUUUUGAUUUAAAUCUUUCUUUCUUUAUUCUUUUUUCUAUUCUUAGAUUUGUCCUUCCAACACUUGGUGAUCCAUUCUUUUUUUUCUUUCUUUCUUUCAUUUUCUUAGAUUUGUCCUUUAAAUUUGAUUUGUCCUUUUUUUUUUUGAAAAAUGAUUUCUUUCUUUUUUCUUUCUUUUUUUUUUCUUCUUUCUUCAAAUUUUCAUUUUUUUCAAAAAUUUCUUUCCAUUCUUUAACUUUUCUUUUUUAUUUCUUUUUUAUUUAUUUGUCCUUUGUAAAACUCAACAAAUUCUUUCAUUCUUUCUUUCUUUUUUUUCUUUUUUUUUUUAGAUUUUUCCUUCCAUUCUUUUAA